AUUUAUACUCGAACAAAGUCCUUUUACGGGGCAACUGAAGCAUAUGCUGCGUGCGCAUUUUGCAAACAAACGAUAUCAUAUCAACGAUAAAAAUUUGACUGCACAAAAACUUUGCUGUCCGAGGAAACACUUGCUCUACAUUCCCUAAGAUUCCGCUCUCUACAACUGAUUGAAACAAUGAGUAGUCCACCACCUAACUAUGAUAGACGUGAUCCUCGUUACCAUCCACAAGAUCGCGGGCCGCCCCCAAACAUAUGUACGGACCUCCAGCUACCAAUCAACCAUAACGCACAAGGUCAAAUGCACUCAAACCCAUCAUUCGAUCAUGGACAUAUGAUGCCCCCUCCACAACAUUCUACAACUGUUGUAAUCAAUCAGCAACCAUCGGUACAGAAUGAUCGGAUACUGGGAUCCAAGGACGGUCAUAGGGAAUGGAGCUCUGGGCUAUUCUCUUGCUUUGAUGACGUUGGAAAAUGCAUGUGGGGAUGGUGUUGUCCAAGUUGUGUGUUGAUUGAUAUAUCGGCUAGGCUAGGAGAAUGUGCUUUUGUAACAAGCUGUGUUCCUGGUAGUCUUGUUACUAUUAGAACUCGUGUUCGAACUCUUGGUGGCAUCAGGGGAUCCAUUUGUAAAGAUUGUAUGGUAAUAGAAUGCUGUUCAUUUUGUGCCAUGUGUCAGAUCCAUCGAGAACUGGAGUAUAUGGGACUAUAAGAUAUAGAUAUCACAAUCAACGAUGAUGUGUCAAAUUACAUUAUAAAAUAUAAGUGAUAUACAUGUAUAUAUUCCCGGAUAUAUCAAUCAAAAUUUUAGACUAAUAUCAUUAUUAUACUUGUUUGCUGAUAAAUGUUAUUUUUAUGCCGAUAUCUUUCAAAAGUGUUCACACAAACAAACAGAAAUUAUAUCAACGAGGAUAAGACGCUCUUUUGUAGUCUACUAUACAUAUAUCAACUCGUCAAUCAAUCGUGCCAAUCUCCUGUUUUACAUCAAGGCCAUAAAAUAGAUGAAAUACCACCUACGAAUGAAGUGAAAGUUGAUCUUUCUCAAUAACCUGUGUUGACAGGAGACAAAUGAAGUAUCACAAUUUGUCGGCGUCUUUUGAAAAACGCCUUAUCACAAUUUUAAUUGUUAAAAGUUUACAUGUGCUCAUUGAAAUAUUCUAAACCUUUAAUUGAUUAUUAUAUAGAAUCAUAAAUAUAAAUAGUCAUAUUCGUAUAUAUUACUAUGUGUUACUUUAUUUAUCAUAAGGAAUUCAUAUUAAACAAAAUUACUAAACAAAAAUGUAUUGUUGUAUUAACACAUUUGUUACGUUUCAUCCAAAGACAAAAUUUACAUGUUCGUCAGCAAAACACAUUAAAACAAAGUAUCUGGACUUGUCAGCUGAUAGUAAGAAUUUCUUACUUACGUGAACAGUCGGCGACAAGGAACAUGUUGUUUAUCUUGUUGUGUUUAUUUCCUUAUUUGUAAAUGAUUCAUGUUAAUUAUUUUUUAUAAUUAAGAUAGCUUGUUAUGUGUGUGUAUGCGCGCGUGCGCCUGUGCGUGUGUGCGUGUGUCUGUAUGUGUUUUCCAAUAAACACUUUACAAAAAACAGUAUUGUUAGUUUACAGUAUCGUAUAACAAUUAUUCAAAUUCAAAUUAUCGCAAAGAUAGCAAUAAACGACUCGAAAAUGUAAAAGAUUGAUAAGUCAUUUGUAAUAUAAAAUUAAUACAAAUAUAUUUUGUUGUCCAACACUUGCGUUGAAAAGUCAUUUCAUUUAAGGGGACAGGAGAAAUCCUUUAAAACAUGUAACAUCUGUUUGUAAUGUUAUUAUUUCUGUACAUAUUUGCGGAAAAAAUAAUGUAACGUUAUUUAUGAUCAUUUUGCAUUUGAUAACAUUUUUUGAGUAUAAUUAAAGCAUAAAUCAGC
Ruditapes philippinarum (Manila clam) is the source of this 1900-nucleotide messenger RNA. Its product is annotated as placenta-specific gene 8 protein-like. The record is from RefSeq and is a predicted model, not a curated record. Lineage: Eukaryota; Metazoa; Mollusca; Bivalvia; Venerida; Veneridae. The coding region runs from base 178 to 708 and encodes 176 amino acids. The transcript is spliced from 4 exons.